Molecule: messenger RNA, 651 nt
Organism: Camellia sinensis
Lineage: Eukaryota; Viridiplantae; Streptophyta; Magnoliopsida; Ericales; Theaceae
Source: RefSeq, a predicted model, not a curated record
AUGUAUUGUGGUCACAUCCGCGAACCAACUAUUAUUUUAGAAGCGGUGGCUUCCUAUGAUCUAUGGAUAUGGCAUGCAUAUUUUGGAUUACCUGGAUCUCAUAACGACAUAAAUGUGCUAGAACGUUCUUCUGUAUUCUCUCUCUUUGCUGAAGGGCGUGCUCCCCAAGUUGAGUACUCAAUCAAUGGAAAUGACUAUACAAUGGGAUAUUAUCUCGCUGAUGGUAUAUAUCCUCAAUGGUCAACAUUCGUUAAAACAAUCCCAUCUCCACGAGGCAAUAAGCAAAUACAUUUUGCUAAAGCUCAAGAGUCAGCAAGAAAGGAUGUCGAACGAGCAUUUGGGGUGCUCCAAGCACGUUUCGCAAUUGUGCGAGGACCUGCAUGUUUUUGGAAAGUUGAAACCAUUAAAGUUAUUAUGAAGGCAUGUAUAAUAUUGCAUAACAUGAUUGUUGAAGAUGAGCGAAAUGAACAAAAUAUAGACUGUAAUUAUGAUGCAAUCGAAGAAAGUCUCCCUCUAGCAGUGUCACAUGAGCGUACACCCGAACUUUAUGAAUUCAUUCAAAAUCAUCAUCACAUCAGAGAUAGACAAACUCAUUCUCAACUCCAAGCAGACCUAGUUGAGCAUUUGUGGCAUCUACAUGGCGAUUUGUAA